This is a messenger RNA of Pterocles gutturalis (yellow-throated sandgrouse), 1683 nucleotides long. It is a transcript of the gene DUSP10, whose product is annotated as dual specificity phosphatase 10. The transcript has 2 exons. Gene Ontology annotation, cellular component: cytosol; cytoplasm. NCBI's taxonomy places the organism in Eukaryota, Metazoa, Chordata, Aves, Pterocliformes, Pteroclidae. The annotation marks the transcript as partial. Gene Ontology annotation, biological process: protein dephosphorylation; negative regulation of JUN kinase activity. Gene Ontology annotation, molecular function: protein tyrosine/threonine phosphatase activity; MAP kinase tyrosine/serine/threonine phosphatase activity. The record is from RefSeq and is a predicted model, not a curated record.
GAGGACUCAGCGGUUUCAAGCAGAACCAUGAAAACCUCUGUGAUAACUCCCUCCAGCUGCAAGAGUGCCCGGAGGGGGGAGGAGGUGGUGGUGCGUCCGCCGUGCCCCCCACGCUACCUCAGUCCGUCCCCACCACACCAGAUAUCGAGAACGCUGAGCUCACCCCUAUCCUGCCCUUCCUCUUCCUCGGAAAUGAGCACGAUGCUCAGGACUUGGAGAAAAUGCAGAGGAUGAACAUAGGCUACGUAAUCAAUGUGACCACCCACCUGCCCCUGUACCAUUACGAGAAAGGCUUGUUCAACUACAAGCGGCUCCCGGCCACUGACAGCAACAAGCAGAAUCUCAGGCAGUAUUUUGAAGAGGCUUUUGAGUUCAUUGAGGAAGCUCAUCAGUGUGGAAAAGGUCUCCUCAUCCACUGCCAGGCUGGUGUCUCCCGAUCUGCCACCAUAGUUAUCGCGUACUUAAUGAAGCACACGCGAAUGACCAUGACGGAUGCCUAUAAAUUUGUUAAAGGCAAACGACCAAUCAUUUCCCCUAACCUUAACUUUAUGGGGCAGUUACUGGAGUUCGAAGAAGAUCUAAACAAUGGUGUUACACCACGCAUCCUCACACCAAAGCUCAUUGGCGUAGAGACUGUCGUGUGACAGCGAAGCUGCCGGGAGGUGGUCGAUGAAGGGGUUAACCUAUUCUUCACCUGAUUUGGGGCAGUGACGGGUGGGUUGUGGGUUUUUCUUUUUAGCUUUCAAGGGGGGUUUUGUGGCAAACUUUUUGUGAAUAAAAACUUUUUUUUUUUGUAAGGAAAGGUUUUUAAAAGCAAUCCAAGAACUUUGCCAUGUUUGGGAUGCUGUUGUGAUUUCCUUCCCAAAUGCCGGCAGAGCAGGGAGGCUUCGGGGCAAAAGGAGUAACUUUUAAAAUCAAAACAACAUGAAGAAGAAAUAUUAGGCUUUUUUUUUUUUUCUUUUUACUUUUCCCUCCUCUCCAGCUACUUGUAGAGUUUAUGGCUAAGUAGUCUGUGCAGGUUCAUAGACUGAAGAAACCUAAGUUGACGACAAAACACAAACAGACAACACAAAGCAGAAAAAAACGCCCUGAAACAUAAGGGCCUUCAUUCUGCAAAGGCUUUGCUAAAGAUAACCUAGCUAAAAGCUCACUGAUGCAAAGGAAAUCGGAGCAGCUUAAAAAGUCUGCAAGGCACUUUUCACACUCCUGACUCAAACUGAAGAAGAAGAAGAAAAAAAAAAGUUUAUUUGGCGUGUUUCAUGUUCUAGUUCUAUUUUUCUAUUUUGGGCUGUAAGGUUUUAACAGCAAGGGACUUUAAUCAUUCUAUGCCAUAUGCCUUCACUGGCUUCUUGUGCAAUAAUAAUUUGGGGUUUGUUUUGAGUGUUCAAACCAGUUAGAGUUGGCUGCCCACUAAUAAUAAGAUAAUAAUUUUUAAAGUCUACUAGUGCAAUGGCAGCCAGCUUGGUUCAGAAAGGAUAAAUGAGAGCAAUUAUUUUGUUCCUUUAUAUGAUUUUUGAUCCUGGUUACAGUGCCAUAAACCUUGUUACAUAUGUAUAUCAGAAUGUACAAAAAUCAAGAACGAGCAAAGUUUAUUUAAAAAUAUUUUUCGCACAAAAUACUGGUGUGUUUCAGUUGUCUAUGUAAAAAAAAAUUUGAUUAUAAAACAAAAAUCUUUUGGAAAAA